Messenger RNA from Fukomys damarensis (Damara mole-rat), 3385 nucleotides. It is a transcript of the gene Avpr1a, whose product is annotated as arginine vasopressin receptor 1A. The transcript has 2 exons. Bases 294 to 1550 code for a protein of 418 amino acids. The record is from RefSeq and is a predicted model, not a curated record. Gene Ontology annotation, molecular function: vasopressin receptor activity; peptide binding. Gene Ontology annotation, cellular component: membrane. NCBI's taxonomy places the organism in Eukaryota, Metazoa, Chordata, Mammalia, Rodentia, Bathyergidae. Gene Ontology annotation, biological process: G protein-coupled receptor signaling pathway; positive regulation of vasoconstriction; regulation of systemic arterial blood pressure by vasopressin.
AAUAAUUGAGUUGGGAGUCAGUCCCGGACUUUCAGAAGCUCGAAGCGCACAACACCCCAGCGCUUUGUCGGAACUGGAUAAAGGCAGAGCACGGAGGUCAGGAACCCGGGCGCCGGACUGAGAGCUGCUCUGUGGUGGGCAGGUGGGAAGUGCGAAGGCGGGAGAAACUGCGGAGCGGGUGAACGCCGGGCUCCGGGAAGAACAGCGCGCUGCAGGCCGAGCGCCCGAGUGCUCCGGGGCGGGAAGGGAGAGGCCCCCGCGCACCGCGGGCUGGGAGGCGCUGCACCGACAGCAUGCGCCUGUCCGGAAACGCGGACGCGGGUCCACAGGGCAACUCCAGCGCUUGGUGGACUCCGACUUCAGAUGGCGCCAACAACACCCGCGAGGUAGAUGUGCCGGGAGAAGGCGACGGCCCACCGGGGGACUUGCGCGAUGAGGAGCUGGCCAAAGUGGAGAUCGCUGUGCUGGCUGUGACUUUCGUGGUGGCGGUGCUGGGCAAUAGCAGUGUGCUGCUGGCUCUGCACCGCACGCCGCGCAAGACGUCCCGCAUGCACCUUUUCAUCCGGCACCUCAGCCUGGCCGAUUUGGCUGUCGCCUUCUUCCAGGUGUUACCGCAGCUGUGCUGGGACAUCACCUACCGCUUCCGCGGACCCGACUGGCUGUGCCGCGUGGUGAAGCACCUGCAGGUGUUCGCCAUGUUCGCGUCGGCCUACAUGCUGGUAGUCAUGACCGCCGACCGCUACAUCGCCGUCUGCCACCCGCUCAAGACUUUGCAGCAGCCCGCGCGCCGCUCGCGCCUCAUGAUCGCCGCCUCUUGGGUGCUGAGUUUCGUGCUGAGCACACCGCAGUACUUCAUUUUUUCCAUGAUCGAGGUAGACAAUGUCACCAAGGCCCAAGACUGCUGGGCCACCUUCAUCCAGCCCUGGGGUACCCGCGCCUACGUUACCUGGAUGACGAGCUGCGUUUUCGUUGCACCCGUGGUCAUCUUGGGUACCUGCUACGGCUUCAUCUGCUACCACAUCUGGCGCAACGUCCGCGGAAAGACAGCGUCGCGCUUGGGCAAAUGUGCAGGGCGCUCUGGGGGUGCCUUCCAUAAGGGUCUCUUGGGCUCACCCUGUGUCAGCAGCGUGAAGACGAUUUCCCGCGCCAAGAUUCGCACUGUCAAAAUGACUUUUGUGAUUGUGACGGUCUAUAUCCUCUGUUGGGCGCCUUUCAUCAUCGUCCAGAUGUGGUCGGUCUGGGAUGAGAAGUUCCUCUGGACCGAUUCAGAAAACCCUUCUACAACCAUCACUGCAUUACUGGCUUCCUUGAACAGUUGCUGCAAUCCCUGGAUAUAUAUGUUUUUUAGUGGCCAUCUCCUGCAAGACUGUGUCCAAAGCUUCCCAUGCUGCCAAAACUUGAAGCAAACAUUCAACAAAGAAGAUACUGACAGUGUGAGCAGAAGACAGACUUCUUACUCGAACAAUCGAUGCCCAACAAACAGCACAGGUACAUGGAAGGACUCACCUAAAUCUUCCAAGUCCACCAAAUUCAUUCCUGUUUCUACCUGACCCCAGGUUCAUGCAGCCUGACUCUUUUGACUGCCUUUUUUAUCUAUUAGCUGAAUCCAACUAGAAGUCCUGAGAACAAUCGAACUCACGUGAGAGAAAUAUAAUUCAGUUCAUUUUGUACAAGACUUUGUUUCUAGUUGCAUUAUCCACAUUGCUAUGGCCAAGCAGUGUGAAUUGUUUUAUAUAGAAUGUUCAUGAAAACAGAGUACACUAAACUGUGUAAACCUGGUUCCAAGAAAUAGAAUGGGAGUUAUGUUUCUAAAGGAAAAAUCGUAACCAACAUGAGUUUAUAUUUUGUUGGUUUAUUUUUGUUUCUGACAUAAAUCAAUCUUGACUGGUUUCCUGAACAAACUGAGCUCAUCAUUUAGAGGAGAAUUCAGAGUAAUUGUGUUUCCAUCCAUUAAAAUCAAUGCAGGUAUCAUAAAGUGAACCCCCAUGUAAUAACUUAGAGAAUGGCACUUUGAAGAGGUACGAGCUGGGGCAUCCUGAGCAGCAGGUGGCUAGCUCAGAGUGAGAAAGAUUGAGUUUGGUUAGAAGCGAAAAGUCACCCUGAAAUUCAAAAUGAUACCUAGCAGUGCCCUCUUUUAGGUUCCUCACUAUAUAUGGGCUCUGAAGUAUUGUAGACAGGCCAAUAAUAUGUUUUUCCUCACACUACAAAAUUGUUUUUAAACCAGAUUUGUUUGAGGAAUGCCACAUUUUAUAGAAAAGUAGAAAAAGAUUACCUAAGGUAGUCUGAAGACUUAUGUUGGACAUUGUAAAUGUGUUAUUUUCCCACAUUAUAAGAUGUCCUAUGUAGCGCUGGAUAUUAAACAUGAUCAUUUCCUUCAUGUUUUGUGAAUCCAGUUUUAUAGAUGAGAAUCUUCUUGAUAAUGACUCAGAAUAUAAAAUGCCCCCUUCUAUGUUUAAUUGGGAGAUCCUUCCAAUCUCCCAUCCACCUAACAGUUUCAGAACAGAGAAGAAAAGCAGUAGGGGUCAAGGGCAGAAAGGUAAAUGGAGAGAGAAAUGCUCUGCACCUAGUCUGAGUUUCAUCAUUACUAAAUGCAUGCCUUUGGACAAGCUACUUUAAAACACAUAAGGCCUGUUUCCUUGACUGUAUAAUGGAGUUGGUAACACUUACCUCACAGGGUUGUCAUAAGGACUACGUGAAACUAAUGUGUGAAAAGAGUUUCAUAAACUGUAAAAAUGGUGUAUAUAUGUAUGCUAACAGUUGCUUUUAUUAUAUUCUUGGGAUCUCCAGAAUUGCACAGAUGUUUUUCUCACUUAUGUUUUGUUAAGCAAAAGUGGUUGAUUUCAUGUUUGUGAUGUAAAAUCCCGAAAUUUAAAUAUAGAUCUGCUCAGUCAUUGGAAAACAUUGUCAGUAGCCACUCAGCCUGACUUGCCCUGCUCAACUAAAGUUUUCCAGUAUAUGGAAUUUGCUAUUUUUUUAAUGCAGGUAAACCAAAGCCAUCCAAGAAUAUCAGUUGCUUUUAUUUCUAAACAGCAAUAAGUUACAACCCUCCUAGCAGUUGAUUUAUUUUUUGUUAUUGUUGUUAAUGGAACUUACUGAUUUUUUGACUAGCUAUUUUGUCUGGCUCCUUCUUAGAAACCAUACAGAAAUUUGAGAAUAAAUAUUUUGAGUCUCUUAGAGGAAAGAAUAGUUACUUUUAGUAGUAGUACAUGGCUUCCUUUUUUAACUUAGUAGAUAAGAAUCUGUGAAUUGCGUAGCACUGCAAUAAUCUGAAGCCAUCAACUUCACUCCUCUUCAUUCUUCUGUCUUUCCAAUUUCUCAGCCCUUAUACUCUAAAAAUAUGAAUAUAAAAUACACUAUAAAAUAUGAGAAAAUGAAAAAAUGGAAA